UCUAAGAGUCAGCAAAUAUCCCUGGGUGGUGUGGUUGGUAUCUUUAAAUGGUGAAGAACACAUUUCCUGCAGCCCAGUCACCAUGAUAGGCUCGGUGAUGUUGUUGCUAUUUUUCCUCCUGUUCUUCUUGAUCAGGGUCCGCCGACCUCCCCCCAGGACCCCGUCCCCUGCCCAUCCUCGGCAAUCUGCUACAGCUGGACCCUGUCAACCCCCUCAAAGACCUGGAAAGGGGUCCGCCGACCUCCCCCCAGGACCCCGUCCCCUGCCCAUCCUCGGCAAUCUGCUACAGCUGGACCCUGUCAACCCCCUCAAAGACCUGGAAAGGGGUCCGCCGACCUCCCCCCAGGACCCCGUCCCCUGCCCAUCCUCGGCAAUCUGCUACAGCUGGACCCUGUCAACCCCCUCAAAGACCUGGAAAGGCUGAAGAGGCGCUAUGGUAACGUGUUCUGUCUGUACAUCGGAUCACGGCCUGUCGUGGUUCUGAAUGGCCUUGAGGCGGUUUGUGAGGCACUAGUGACAUACACAGCUGAAUUUCAGGACGACCAAACCAUCUCAUGAUCAGCGACAUCACAGAAUGCAAAGGGGGCUCUGGGUGAGCCGGGUGCUGACUCACCUGAG
Molecule: messenger RNA, 618 nt
Organism: Salvelinus namaycush (lake trout)
Lineage: Eukaryota; Metazoa; Chordata; Actinopteri; Salmoniformes; Salmonidae
Product: cytochrome P450 2F2-like
Exons: 5
Coding region: 83-424 (113 amino acids)
Cellular component (GO): intracellular membrane-bounded organelle
Molecular function (GO): heme binding; iron ion binding; monooxygenase activity
Source: RefSeq, a predicted model, not a curated record